AAGUUAGUAACAAGAAAAUAACUUCCUCCGUUGUGCAUUAGAUCAGGAUUAAUGGGCUCCCAAACUCCUCUAAAUAUUCCAGUCAUUGAUUUCACUAAGCCAGACCUAAAACCAGGCACCAUUGACUGGGAUUUGGUGAAAGGGCAAGUCCAGCAAGCCCUUCAAGAGUACGGUUGCUUUGAGGCUAGGUUCGACGAGAUCCCCCUCGACCUUCGAGAGGCAAUAUUUGGAGCCGUGGAAGAGCUUUUUGACCUCCCUUUACAAAUCAAAGCUCGCAAUAUUUCCAAGAAGCCUUUCCAUGGCUAUGUAGGCCAAUACCCUCAAGUACCAUUGUACGAGAGCAUGGGCAUUGAUGAUGCAGACAUUACUGAAAAAGUUGACGCCCAGAUUAGUACCUUAUGGCCUCAAGGAAACACAAGUUUCAGCAAAACUAUACAUUCUUUCUCAAAGCAAUUAUCGGAGUUAGAUCAAAUGAUUAGAAGAAUGAUAUUGGAGAGUUUCCAUCUUGAGAAAUAUUUGGAUGAGCACAUGGAUUCGACGAACUACCUUCUUAGGAUGAUGAAGUAUAAAGGACCAAAAACCACUGAAACAAAGCUUGGACUAAACAGUCACACGGACAAGAAUGUUGUGACCAUAUUGUUCCAAAAUGAGGUCGACGGCUUGCAGGUUCAAACCAAGGACAGAGAAUGGAUCGAAGUGAAACCCUCCAAAAACACUUUCAUUGUCAUGAUUGGGGAAUCUCUCUACGUAAGUCUCAUCUUAGCUUCCCUUUUCACGAAUUCUUGAGAAAA
Durio zibethinus is the source of this 791-nucleotide messenger RNA. RefSeq names its product putative 2-oxoglutarate-dependent dioxygenase AOP1.2. Lineage: Eukaryota; Viridiplantae; Streptophyta; Magnoliopsida; Malvales; Malvaceae. The record is from RefSeq and is a predicted model, not a curated record.